Messenger RNA from Aphidius gifuensis, 4020 nucleotides. RefSeq names its product glutamate receptor ionotropic, kainate 2-like. The record is from RefSeq and is a predicted model, not a curated record. Gene Ontology annotation, molecular function: transmitter-gated monoatomic ion channel activity involved in regulation of postsynaptic membrane potential; glutamate-gated receptor activity. The transcript is spliced from 14 exons. Gene Ontology annotation, biological process: synaptic transmission, glutamatergic; monoatomic ion transport; modulation of chemical synaptic transmission. Lineage: Eukaryota; Metazoa; Arthropoda; Insecta; Hymenoptera; Braconidae. Bases 395 to 3082 code for a protein of 895 amino acids. Gene Ontology annotation, cellular component: postsynaptic membrane; plasma membrane.
UAAUAAUAUUAAUAAUAAUGAAAAUCAAAAUAGUACAUAGAGUGAAAUAGUUAAAAAGAGAAAUGAAAUAUUUAAGUCACUGUGAUAAAAAUGAGACACAAUUUUAGGUAGUGGGGUUGACGUACUUUUUAAGAUGCAAAAUUAAAACAUAGAAAACACAGACACACACUGUUUUAUACAUGAAUAUUGAGCAUGCGCUAAUAGAACUACAAGAGUGGCUUUAAAACAUUUUAUACUUGUGAGUGACAAACUAGUUUUCAUUAAAGUUUUUUUCAAGUUUUUAUUUAUUUAUUUUCAUUUUCAAAUAUAUAUAUUUUUCAAUAGUACUUGUUUUUUAUUUCACAUAUUUUAUGUGAAACUUUAAACACAGAACUAAAAGAAAGUAAAAGAAAAUAUGCGUAUUCAAAUUUUUCUACUUGUUUUUUGGUCCUGUGUUUAUUCAUCUGCAAAAAGAGUUACAUUAGGUGGAAUUUUUCCAGAAAAUGAUUUAACUGAAAAAGCAUUCAAUUUAGCAAUAAAAAAAGUCAAUAGAGAUCGUCAUGAUUCUGAAGAUUUGUCAAAUAUUUUUUUUGUCAAUGAAACUAUUCACGAUGAAGAUGUGUUUGAAAUUUCACAAAAUGUGUGUACAUUAUUGAGAAGUAGCAAUGUAGUAGCAUUAUUCGGACCACAAGAUAGAGCAUCAUCAGGUCAUGUGAAUAGUAUUUGUGAUACGAUGGAUGUGCCCAAUAUUGUUGCACGAUGGGAUUCUGACCUAGUUAGAAUGAAUGCAAUCAAUUUGUAUCCACAUGCAGAGUCUCUUUCAUUGAUUUAUUUGAAUAUUGUAACACAAUUUAAUUGGAAAUCAUUUACAAUUCUUUAUGAUAGUAUUGAUGGUUUAAUAAGAAUGAAUUAUUUAUUAAAAAAAUGGGACUCAAAAGGUUAUCCAGUAACACUAAGACAUCUUGGUAAUACUGGAAAUUAUCGUGGUGUUUUAAAACGUGUUAAAAAUUCUGGUGAAGAAAAUAUUGUUAUUGAUUGUUCAUUAAAAAUAUUAGAUGAUGUACUUAAACAAGCACUGCAAGUUGGUAUACUAUCAGAUCGACACAAAGUUAUUGUUAAUUCAUUGGAUCUACAAACUUUGGAUCUUGAGCCAUAUCAAUAUACAGGUGCAAAUUUUACUGGUGUACGAAUUUUAAAUCCUGAUGAACAAGAUCCUGCAUUGAUAUUUGAUCAUGAACUUGCUGAAAUGGGCCUUGAAGAUUUAUCAAAGCUACCAUUAGAAGCAGCACUUAUGUUUGAUGCUGUAUAUAUAUUUGCAAGAGCAUUUAAAAGAUUCAAAGAUGCUGUUAAAGGAGAUGCUAGAACUCUUGAUUGUACUGCACUUGAUAGUUGGGAACAUGGUACUAGUUUAAGUAAUUUUAUACGUGAUAUUGAAAUAAAAGGAUUAACUGGUUUAAUCAAGUUUCAUACAAAUGGUUUUCGUAGUGAUUUUCAACUUGAUAUUGUUAAACUUGAUGAAAAUGGUAUAGGUUUACUUGGAAUUUGGAACAGUACUUCCAAUGAAAUUGAAUGGGCCAAGUCACAAGAAACAGCUAUUACUGAAGGGGAAAUGGACAUGGCUAAUCAAACUUUUAAAGUUUUAAUUGCAUUGGCUGAUCCUUAUAAUAUGCUUAAAGAAUCAUCUACCAAAAGAACUGGCAAUGAUAGAUAUGAGGGUUUCGCAAUUGAUAUCAUUCAAGAAUUAAGUAAAAUUUUACAUUUUAAUUAUACAUUUGAAGAGGGUGAAAAAAGUUAUGGAAAUGAAGAUCCAAAAACUGGUAAAUGGGAUGGAUUGAUUGGACAACUAAUGAGAUUCGAAGGUGAUCUUGCAAUAACAGAUUUGACAAUAACAGCAGAACGUGAAAAAGCAGUUGAUUUCACAAUGCCAUUCAUGAAUUUGGGAAUAAGUAUAUUAUACAAAAAACCAACUAAAAAACCACCAAGUUUAUUUUCAUUUGUAUCACCAUUUUCUGAAGAUGUAUGGAUAAGUUUAUUUAUAACAUUUACACUUGUAUCAUUAUUAUUAUUUAUAAUUGGAAGAUUAUGCCCAGCAGAAUGGACAAAUCCAUAUCCAUGUAUUGAAGAGCCUGAAACACUACAAAACCAAUUGACAUUACAAAAUUCAUUUUGGUUUACAAUUGGUGCAUUUAUGCAACAAGGCUCUGAAAUUGCUCCAAUUGGAGCAUCAACAAGAAUGUUAGCUGGUUCAUGGUGGUUUUUUUGUUUAAUAUUGAUAAAUUCAUACACUGCUAAUCUUGCUGCAUUUUUAACUGUUGAAACAACUGAUAAACCAAUACAAAGUGCAGAUGAUCUUGCAACAAAGGGUGAUCAAGGACUAGUUAAAUACGGUGCUAAACGAGGUGGUGCAACUUUUAAUUUUUUCAAGGGUUCAAAUGAUUCAACGUAUAGAACAAUGUACAGAUAUAUGGAUACACACAAGGAACAUGUGAUGACUGAUGACAAUGAUAUGGGAAAAUCAAGAGUCAUAAAAGAAGAUGGUGGUUAUGCAUUUUUGAUGGAAUCAAGUUCAAUUGAAUAUAUUCAACAAAGAGAAUGUGGCUUGACGAUGAUUGGAGGAAUGUUAGAUCAAAAAGGCUACGGAAUUGCAAUGAGAAAAUAUUUUCCAUAUCGAAACAAGUUGAACACAGCUGUUCUUUAUUUACAAGAAACAGGUCUUCUUUCGCAGUUGAAAAAAAAAUGGUGGGAAGAAAAACGUGGUGGUGGUAAAUGUACAGAUGAUGCUGGUGGUGCAUCAGCUGGUGAAUUAACACUUGACAAUGUUGGUGGUGUUUUUCUUGUAUUGAGUAUUGGUUGUGCUGUAUCAUUGGCAUUAACAACAAUUGAAAUGUUAUGGGAUAUACUUUGGACAUCACACAAUGAUAAUUUACCAUUUAAAGAAGAAUUAAUUGAAGAAAUUAAAUUUGUUGCUAAGUGUAAAGGAACAGUUAAACCAGUUAGAAAUAGAAAAGAUUCAUCACGAAGUACUGGUCAAAGUACCAGAGAUGGUACACCACCUUAUGGUUUUGUGCCAAUUAUAACAACUACUCAUGAUAAUGAUUCAUGAUUUAAAUCAUAGUGUCAAGAAAUAAAAUAUCCUUGUGUCAAAAGAAUAAAAUCAUGCCACUGAUUCAAACAUAGUAUUGAAAACAAAAAAAAAAAGCUCACUUAAUUGAACGUACAGAUAUCCUUGUUUACUUUUUAUUCAAUAUAAUAAAUUUUUUUUAUGUUGGUUAACGUCUUUUUAUCAAGGACACAUUGAUAUAUUUUUUCUUGACACAAUAUAUUUUUUCUCACGUCAUUUGAAGAUAAAAAAUUAAAGCCCCAACAAUCUCAUUAAAAUUAUAUUUCAAGUAAAAAAAAAAAAAGGGAAAUAAUAAUUGUAAAUAUAAAAAACCAUGUUAAUUUAUUUAACGUGAGGUUAAUUAAUUAAUUUGUAAAUAAAAUUAUGUUGAUAAAAUCGGCUUGAGUGACAGAUACAUCAUUCUAAAUAAGAAAUAUUUUAAUAAUAAUAAGUAAUAUAUGAAAAAAAAAAUAGUAAUACAUGCACUUUGAAUGAUAUAUGUAUUUCAUGAUGUCCUCGAAAAUAAAUUCGUGCAAUAAACAACGACAUUUCUCAAUCGUAUAAUAUAUCGCGAGUAUUGCGGCGCCUGCGGGAGCAAACACAAAAACGACAUAAGAAAAAAGCAACCGAUAGAAAUCAUUUGACUUUGAAACAGUCUGUCCCUAACGGGCUCCAACCAACUCAGCCACAUAUGCAUGUGUUUUAUUGAACUUUUUUUUUUUCUCAUUUAUUAUAUGUAUACCUAUGAAAAUUUUAAAUCACAUGGUGCAUUAAUUUGACCUUGAUUUUUAAGAGAAAAAAAAUUAUUAAAAAUAAAUAUUUUGUUGGCAACAAAACGUUUUGUGCAUUUAGACAUAUAAAUUAUAUAUUUAUGUGAAUUUGAUGUAAUCUGUAUAUCAAUUUUCCAUGUGGGUGGUUGAAUAAAAUUAUUUAUCACUGUA